AUGGCGGAGGGGGUGCUGGAGGUGGGGGGUGUCCCCCCCGGCACGGAGGAGGAGUUGGUGGUCCUCUACUUCGAGAGCCGGCGGCGCUCGGGGGGGGGGCCCGUCCAGAGCUGCCAGCGCCUCGGCCCCCUCCUCUUCCUCACCUUCGAGAACCCCCAGGAUGCCCAGAACGUCCUGGCCCACAGCAGCCACCGGCUGGGGGGGGCCGAGCUGGUGGUGCGCCCUGCCACCCCCUGGGACCCCACCCGCCUGCUGCUGCGGGACCUCGACCCCCGGACCCCCCCUGAGCUGCUGGAGCUGCGCCUGGAGACCCUACUGGGACGCCCCCCCGACACCUUCAGCCUGCGCCGGGGCCCCGCGCCCGGCUGGGCGCUGCUGCACCUGCGGGACCCCAUCACCCCCCAAGAGUUUGCGGCUGCGGAGCAGCGGGCGCAGGGGCUGGAGGGGGCCGCGCUGGCCCUGCUGCGGCUGCCACGCCCCACCAGCGUGCUGGUGCGGGCAGAGGCGCCGGGGCUGAGCGAUGACUUGCUGGAGCUCUACUUCGAGAACCGGCGCAGCGGGGGUGGCAGCGUGCAGGCGGUGCGGCUGCUGCCGGGCGGCCGGGCGGCCAUCGUCACCUUCCAGGAGCCGGCAGUGGCGGAGCGGGUGCUGCAGAGACCCCACCGGCUGCAGGACACGAUGCUGGUCCUCACCCCCCAUUACCCCUUCCUGGAAUCGCUGGAGGGGGAUGCGGACCCCUUGCGGGACACGGCCACGGCCCCCCCACCAGACAUGGUCCCCUCACAGGACACAGCCCCCCUGCCAGACACAGACCCCCUAUGGGACACAGCCCUGGCCCCCACACCAGACACAGCCCCCCCACCAGACACGGGCCCCCCGGCUCCUGCCAGCCGAAACACAUGCCCGGAGGCGGCCGAGCCGCAGGUGUUGAGCCGUGUGCCAGGAGAGCUGUCGGCUGCCUUCCCUGGCGGGCAUGAGGACACGGAGGGUGACGAGGACGCGGUCGGCCAGGGGCAGCACCAGGAGCAGGUGUUGGCGGGGUCGGCGCAGGAUGAGGCGCUGGUGCCGGCAGAGCCAGGAGCGCUGCGUUACCUGCAGCGGCACUACCAGGACCUGCUGGCCAGCAUCCCCGAGGUCUCCCUGCUGCCGCUGGAGGGGGAGGAUGUCGCCGGCUUUCGGGUGAGCGGGGAAACGGGCCGGUGCCGGGCAGCGGCCGAUUUCCUGCAGAGCCUGCUGGGCACCGUGGGCUCGCAGCUGGUGACGCUGCGGUUCCCCGGUGUCGCCCGCUUCCUGCGGGACACGGGUGGGCAGAGCAUCCUCCAGCAGCUGGAGAGCCGCUUCCAGUGCAUUAUCGACCUGGACGGCGUCCACUGGAGCCCCCCGGACCCCCAGCCAGAGCUGGAGGAGCUGCUCCCCCCAAGCUGCUGCCAGGACCCCCUGCCCGAGGCACUGCACUCCCGGCACUGGGACCUGCCUGAUGAUGCCGACGGUGCCGAUGCAGAUGGCCUUCGCUCCAACAUAGAGGAGAUCAAGGAGCUGCUGGCGGCACUGCACCCCAGCGAGGCCGCCGGUGAUGAGGAGCCUGCGCCGCAGCCUGGCGACAUCCUUGGUGGGGAGCAGGACCCCGACGCCGAGUCCCCCGAGGCGGCCGACGGGGAGGGCACCAGGGAGAUGCCCUUGGGCAGGCUGGAGGAGGAGGAGGCGCAGAUGAUGCUGGCCAUCCAGCGCUCCAUGGACAGCACGCGGCGCGAGGAGGAGGAGCUGGCGCGUGCCACCGCGCUCUCCCUCCACUCCUACUGCCAGGAGCAGCGGGCAGCACCCGGCGCACGGGAGGAAGAGCAAGAUGCUGGCCUCCUGGCUGCGCUGGAGGCCUCCCUGGAGGAGGCUCUGCCGGCGGCGGAUGCGGUGCAGGUGACGCUGUUCUCGUCCUUCGAGCAGGACGUGGCCGCGGUGCCGCGGGAGCUGGAGCAGGCGCUGGAGGGGCGGCUGCGGGCAGAGGAGGUGGAGAGCGAGUGCCUGCGGGCGCUGCCGGCCGCCUGCCGCCGCUGCCUGACCUUCCUGCAGCGCAAGCACGCUGUGCGCCUCUGCCUGCGCGACGGCACUGCCACACUGAGCGGCUUCGCUGAGUACACUGCCGCCGCCGCCCAUGACCUCACCCUCCUGCUGCAGCGUUUGCCGCAGCCGGAGCGCGGUCCCCCUGCUGCCACCACCGCCUGCUGGGUGCGUUGGGACCCCUCCGGCACCGCUGUCCCCUACGCCCCUGAGGCUGCCGCGCUGCUGGAGCGGGCCUGGCUGCGCCGGGCGCGCCGGCUGGACCUGCUGCUGGACGGACGGCCCUUCACCGUCGACUUUGAGCGGAUGGAGGAGUACGACAUCAGCAACGCCUCUGCCGUGGCCGUCUCCCGCAGCCAGCCCCCGACGGAGAGCGCCCGCCGCCUGCUAAGGCUGGAGGCACUGGGGCUGGAGGAGGAGGUGAGGCUGAUGCCGCUGGCCGAGGACUCGGAGGAGUUCCACGACACCGUGUGCCAUUUCUACGAGACGCUGGAGGAGCUGCACAACAAGAUCAGCGUCGUCAAGGUGGAGAAGCUGAUCCACCCGCUGCUGUACAAGCAGUACCAGCUGAAGAAGGCCAGCAUGGAGAAGGCCUGCGCCAGCGGCACGGUGGAGCGGAUCCUCUUCCACGGCACCACCGAGACCUCCAGCCGCGAGAUCUGCUUGCACGGCUUCAACCGCAGCUUCUGCGGCAAGAACGCUGCUCUCUACGGGCUUGGCGUGUACUUCGCGGUGGACGCGGCAGUCUCGGUGCAGGAGCAGUACUCACCGCGCAGCGCCGACGGCAGCAAGUACGUCUUCGUGGCCAAGGUGCUGACUGGGGACUAUGCAGUGGGAGGGCAGGGGCUGCGGGCCCCCCCGCUGCGGGAGGGGGCCGGGGCCCCCCUGCGCUACGACAGCGUGGUGGACAACCCCCUGCAGCCCGCCAUCUUCGUCAUCUUCAACGACACCCAGGCUUACCCCCAGUACCUCAUCACUUGCCGCCGCCACGGGGCCCCUCCCUGAGCCCCCUGGCAUCCACCAUCCUGGUGUACUGGCUCUGCCAACGGGGGCUCGGGGCUGGGGGUGUCCCUGCCCUGCUCCAGGGCAUUGAAGUUUGGGGGGGUCCUCACCCGGAUAGGGCCCCCCGUCGGCCCCCCUUUCCAGCCCCUGGGAAGGGGGGUG
Haliaeetus leucocephalus (bald eagle) is the source of this 3216-nucleotide messenger RNA. RefSeq names its product poly (ADP-ribose) polymerase family, member 10 (gene PARP10). Gene Ontology annotation, molecular function: RNA binding; NAD+ poly-ADP-ribosyltransferase activity; transcription corepressor activity. Gene Ontology annotation, cellular component: cytoplasm; nucleus. The record is from RefSeq and is a predicted model, not a curated record. Gene Ontology annotation, biological process: negative regulation of gene expression. Lineage: Eukaryota; Metazoa; Chordata; Aves; Accipitriformes; Accipitridae. The coding region runs from base 1 to 3057 and encodes 1018 amino acids. The transcript has 10 exons.